AUGAAGCCAGUAUUCCCAUCGCCUACAAAGACUUGGCACAACGAUGUCUAUCCUGCUAUCGACCCUACUCUACCUAAAAACAGCCACGCAGGUCAAACGGUUAUUAUCACCGGCGCAGGCAGUGGUAUCGGCCGUGAAACAGCGGUUGCAUUUGCCGCUGCGGGAACAAAGCACCUUGUGCUCAUAGGCCGUUCUGAAUCGACACUCGCCGACACGGAAAGUCUUCUUCCAGGGAACCCCAAAUGCUCAAUCUUCCAGGCCGACAUCACCGAUGAGGCCGCGAUGGAGAAAGUCGCAAAGACCGUCGGCAACUGGGAUGUGUUGAUCCUCAACGCAGGAUACAUCUCGACUCCGUCGCCUGUAGCUAACGCCCGUCUGGACGACUACUGGAAGAACUAUGAGACGAAUGUCAAGUCAAUCAUCAUCGCCGCAAAAGCGUUCUUUCCUACGGCCAAUGCCAAACGCGCUGUGGUACUGGGCAACACUGCUGGUGCAAUUGCCCUGCCAACGAAACAGGUUGUUGGACUGUCGGGAUACCUAACCUCGAAACUAGCACAGAUCAAAACGCUGGAAUUCUUGGCGGCUGAGAACCCAAAGAUGUUUGCAUGCAGCGUCCAUCCAGGCAUGAUAGAGACCGACAUCUUCUUGAAGUCGGGCGCUACCCCGGACAUGUUGCCCAUGGAUACAGUCCAGCUCCCGGCUCAUUUCAUGGUGUGGCUGUCGACACCCCAUGCGCAAUUCUUGAACGGAAAGUUCGUCUGGGCCAACUGGGAUGUUGAGGAACUCCAGUCUCAGGCGAAAGAGAUCGAGUCCAGCGACAAAAUGAGUGUAACUUUCCAGGGCUGGCCAUUUGCGAACAUGGGAUGA
This is a messenger RNA of Endocarpon pusillum Z07020, 867 nucleotides long. RefSeq lists its product as uncharacterized. The coding region runs from base 1 to 867 and encodes 288 amino acids. The transcript has 4 exons. Gene Ontology annotation, cellular component: cytosol. Gene Ontology annotation, molecular function: oxidoreductase activity. The record is from RefSeq and is a predicted model, not a curated record. Lineage: Eukaryota; Fungi; Ascomycota; Eurotiomycetes; Verrucariales; Verrucariaceae.